Messenger RNA from Lactuca saligna, 3249 nucleotides. NCBI's taxonomy places the organism in Eukaryota, Viridiplantae, Streptophyta, Magnoliopsida, Asterales, Asteraceae. The record is from the annotation of a GenBank genome assembly.
CCAUAGGCUCCACCUCCGUCAGCCGCUGCCAUCGCUGCCCUUCGGAUCUCCGGCGCCACCCUCCCAUACCUUCGGUGCCAGCCUCCCAAGCAUACGUCGCCACUGUCGCACAUCAGAGGUCGGCUUCACAUCUUGACAAACAGCCCUAAGAAAAAACGACGGCCACAAGAAUUCAUUCAUGGAGCAAUCCACUACCUCAUUAACCGGCGAAUCUGAUAUUCUUGAACAUAUUGCCGACCGUUACAAGAAAUCCCGCUCACCUCAUCACCGCCAGCUCUACGCAGCUGCUGCCUAUACCCAAUGUAUGAUAAAAUCUAAAUCUUUGCCCGUCACUCCGCUCAAUUACUUCGUUAACAUCAUUGACGCCCUCUAUGAUUCCUCAUAUUCUCAUACCCUCUCUAAUUCAACCUUUAAUGCUGAUGCAAUGUCUGGAAUGUCUUCGUUUUUGACAUUUGUGUUGACUAUGGUUCCUGAGAAGUCUAUAUCCAUGUCUAAGGCGGCUGAGGCUGUCGAGAUUGUGGUUAAAUGUUUGGAGGUUGAGUUUGUGAGUUUGCGGGUUUUAAGAUUUAUGGAGUGUUUGAGGGUAUUGCUGGAGAUUUGUGAUUUAGGAGAUUGGGAUAUUGUGAAAUUAAGUUUCCAGACGUUUAUCAAGUAUGCAGUAGAUAACAAAAAUGAAAAGGUUAGAAAAUGUGCUGAACAUUGUGUUUUGAAGGCUCUUCACAUGUUAGAUCUGUUGAAACGUUUCAUUCCUUUUUUAACAAAACCAGAAGACAUGCAGGAAGUCAUACUAGAAUUACAAAAGUGUAUGACUGCCAAGUUUUCAACAUUGUAUGUUUUAGAUGUAAUGGAGGAGAUACUUGCUCUCAUUGAAUCUGAAUCCGAACUUAUAUUUGUAAAGACCGUGAAGAUUUCAGACAAAUGGAAAAGUGAUUAUUCCAUACUCAUUCAGUCUAUAACAGGUCUUUUGAUAUGUGAGGCUACUGCUGCAAGGGCUUCAAAUAUCUUAAAAGAAAUGUUUUCCCGUGUACUUUUCAGUGAAGUGGGACUUAAUGCUGAAUCUGAGCAAUCAAAUCUAGUGAGAUGCUUAUGUGAUUCACUUUUAGAAGUUCUGAGGACCUAUCCAAAUGAACAUUCUUUGAGUGUCAUCUCUGCUUUAUUUCUCCAUCUUGGGUUAGACUCUUUUAUCUACAUGGACAGGAUUUUUAUGAAGACUGUUGGUUUUAUGUCAGAUGCAUCUACUUGUGAUGUAAAACAUUUUGAGCAGUGUAUCGGGUCUGCCGUAAUGGUUAUGGGCCCCGAUAAAAUACACACAUUGUAUCCUCUCUCGUUUGAUGCAAAUGAGCAGACUUGCUCAAAUACUUGGUUGUUACCUAUCUAUAAGGAGUAUGUCAUAUAUUCACAUGUGCGGUUUUUCAUCAGAACUAUAGUGCCUCUAUCUGAAUCCUUCAGAAAAGCGUGUAAAAGAGGUAAAAAGAUGGCAGUAAAAAGAAAGCAGAUGCAGUCCCUUUCACGUACUUGUUGGGAAUUACUACCUUCUUUUUGUCGCUAUCCAUAUGAUUUGGAGGAAAGUUUUGGGUCCUUGGCUGAGAUUUUAAUUCCAAACAUCAAAGAAAAUGCCUCUAUGCUUGAGAGCAUUGCUAUUGCACUGCAGUGUCUUGUGAAGCAAAACAUGAGCUUAAGUUUGAGUUUCCCUGGAAGUUCCGGAGUUAUAGAUAUGGGAAUUGAAAAAGAAAACGCAGAGAGAAACAUCAAGGUUAUGGCAUCAUGGUCAGAGGCAUUAUUGAAGGCUUUUACCAAUGUUUUCUUUCAGGUGUCGCCUGAGAAACGUUCUUUUCUAAAGGAAACAAUUGGAUGCUUAGCAAAUAUCGCUGAAUUCCCAACAUCAAAGGCAAUUUUUAUUUCAUCUCUUGAAAGAGUGAAGCCGGAUGUUUCUGAUCAGAAAAAUGCCAACAUAGGUCUGAUACAUGAACUAGCAUCAGCAAUUGUUGCUGAUGUUGGAAUGGAUCCAAUAGAUUUUAUAUACUGCUGUAUAGGGGAUUGUUUGAAGGAAGAUGAUGAGGAAGCGUAUGCCAAUCUUUACAUACUUUUGGAAUCUUUUGAGUUCAUGUCUUCAAGAUUCGAGCAACUUGUGGAUUUGUUACGUGAUUUGAAGUCCCCUGUCGAUAUAAUUUCAUUUAGAUGGAGGUUUUUGUGCUUAAAGACCUUGCUAUUUCACUCAUUCGAGAGAACUUGUGAUGGAGAGAACAAGUAUGGCGUUUGGGUGCUCAAUGAAAUCAUUGUGACACUAAAAGAUGACAAGGAGGAUAGGAGAGAAGUGGCACAUGACAUUCUUCUAGAUACAAGUUCCAUCAUGCAAUCCAAACCAGAAACUUAUUAUAAAUUCAUCACCAUGAUGAUGGGGUAUCUCUUUGGGUUUUCUCCUUGCAUUACAAGUGGUGCAAUCCUUGCAUUGUCUAUUAUGUUAUCCAACGACUCAAAAAUCUGCGAAUUGAAGCCCGAUCUUGUGCCAGAAAUCCUUGAGUUGCUGGAUAGGGAAGAAGACAUACAAGUUGCAGAAGCUGUUUUAUGGUUUCUAAAGAUGCUGGUUUUGAGCCUUGAAGUGGCAGAACUGAAGAUGGUCCUAUGUGAUAUUCUGAAUGGACUUCAAUCUUGGUCAUUUGUGAGUGACCUUCCGGAGAUUUUGCUGCUGGAACGUGGUGAUUUUAGGAAUGUGUUUGAGAUUUGUACAACUUCCCUGGAAGAAGGCAAGGAAACAAGCAGAUCACCUCAACAUGAUUUCAAAGCAAAUGUGAAUGAAAUUUUUGAAAAUAUUGUGCAAAAAUGUGGUUCUGCAUCAGUUGAAUCUCUUGUACCUGAGAAAUACCGCCUAGGUUUUAGGAUAUGUUUGGAGAGUGCUCCAAGUUCCCCCGAAGAAGGCAAGGCGAACGAGGCACUAAUUACUUCUAUGUUUGUGUCAUCUCAAGAAGAAGGCUUUUGCUGUAGACAACAGUUGGGAACAUAACGAGGCUGAAAUCAAAUGGCAAUCUUUCAAGAUUUAUACAUCUAUCAAAGUUUUGAAACAAAACAGAAUUCCAUGUUGAAUGCUGAUAAUUUAAAUGGCAAAAUUUUCUUUAGCAUAGCUAGAUGUAGGGGUGUUCGUUUGGAUGGAUUGGUUUAAUCCGAUCCGAUCAAGUGAAUCCAAAUUAAUUUCGAUUUUCAAAACGUAGAUCCAAAUAGUCCAAAUUAAAUUCAAAUCCGAUCCGAUCCAAC